AUGGACCCGUUACAAAGGGAAGCGCCGCGGACAUCAACAUCAUCAUCAGCACGCAUCAGCAGUUCCCACGUGACCAUGUUUACAGCAGAAGAGUACUAUCGUUACUCAAUGGUCUACGCACGGGAGCAAGAAGCAAAGGCAGCGCUACUGAAGGAGAUUCUUGAAGAAGCCGCAGCGGCCAAACGAGGGGAGGUGCCGAAGAAGAAAAAGAAGAAGAAAAAGGCAAAACCAAAGCAAAUCCAAGGCCCUGUGAGCACGCUCAGCCCUACCGAGCACUCUUCGUACAUGUACCUGCUCCAGCGUUAUCAGCACCGAGUCAUCACCAACAUAUCGCCCACUGAGCAGAAAGACUUAAUUCAAUUGGCGGAGUUGCAGACCCGUGUGGUUCUUGAACAGCAGGAAUUCCUCCGGAAGUGGCCACAUGUGCCUGGUAGACGUCCCGAGACGCUUGCAAAAGGCUGCGAAUCCUGGGGACGGGCGCAGCUGACUAAAUUGAAGCAAAGAUGGCCGAAGGGGCCCUGGAUACUGAUAGAGAGCAUCAUGAAGGUGUCACUGCUCAAGAUUUCACCCGUGGCACCAAAUUUUCUGGGGCAUGUUCAACGCAAGGCUGGCAUCAUUGUACAGCCUGAGCCUGGCUGUGCACUGUUGGAAUUACUGCCAUCAGAGUACAAACCUCCCAUGCCUGUGCAGCCCCAUCCGAGCACAAGUUAUGGCACUCCUAUCACUGCUGCUUUCCCAACAUCAGAGAGCAGUGGAAGAGAGCGGGUGAAAGAAAGCAAGCUUACGGAGGACAAUGCUGAGGACGGGCUCGCCCGUGCGCAUGAAGCCAUCCUGCUAGUUGACUUGGAGACACUGCUUAUCGACUGGCAGGAGUCGCCUUGGCAGCUGCCAUUUACGAUUACAGAUGAUGGCGUCAUCAGCAUGGGGCCUGUGCUUCCCGCGGGAACUGUGCGUGACUGGAAUGAGCGUUUCUUCAGCUAUCUUUUAAACAAGUGGAUUGAAGCUCGCCAGAAGAAAGGGGUUGUGCCAGAGGCAGGAGCUGCAAAAGUUUCUGCAAAGCAACCAAUGGAGCAGACAGUGGGGAGCUUUGUGCAGGUGGGUGCAAAACAUCCAGCAGAGUGUCCCACAAAGCAGCUCAAGAAACUGCGAGUAGGGCAGCCAACAGGGCCGGUGGAGAUUCCACUGGAAGAGACUACAGAGCAGCCAUCAGGGGACAUUGAGAUGAAGUCACCUGAGAGUGGAAGUGCAGAGCGGCCACGUCUUGCUCGUGGAGGAGGUCAAGCCGCUGCCUGACCAUAAGAAACUGAGGUUCAAAGCCCUCUUUGGCCCAUUGAGUGCACUAGUUGACCAACUGGUUGGGUUGCGACCAGGAACAUACCUGCUGAUUCACCAUGCACGUGAACCAAAUGCUUGGCUAUUUACACAGGGAGCAGGGAAGGGUUGCAACCUACACAACGACCUGGAUAACCGCACCCCUCGGAGGCCUUCGGCCACCACAGCCUUGGGCAAGGUCCAUGCUCCACCAUCGUCAGUGCCACCACUGGACCCAGAAGUGAUUUUCCCGGACCAGUUCCAGCGGGGACGUAUCCCACUCACGUUUCCACCUGCUCGAUUGGAGGCAGUGACACCACUGGCUGCAGGUCAGCAAUUUCCAUCCUGGGGUAGAGCUGGCCCCUCAAAAGUUGGCACAACAGCCACUGGGACUGCUAUGAGCCGCACACCAGUCACUUGGACUGCCACGAGUCUCGCAUCGGCCACUGGGACUGCCACGAGUCGUACACCAGUCACUUGGACUGGCUCGACUAGCACACCAGUCACUCUGACUGCUUUGACUAGCACACCAGCCACUGGGACCGCUACGAGUAGCACACCAGUCACUUCGACUGCCUUAAGUAGCACACCAGCCACUUUGACUGUUACGAGUCGCACACCAGCCACUUUGACUGCUACGAGUCGCACACCAGCCACUUUGACUGCUACGAGUCGCACACCAGCCACUUUGACUGCUGCGAGUCGCACACCAGCCACUUGGACUGCUACGAGUCGCACACCAGCUACUUGGACUGCUAUGAGUCUCACACCAGCCACUUGGACUGCUACGAGUCGUACGGCAGCCGCUUGGACUGCUACGAGUCGCACACCAGCUACUUUGACUUCUACGAGUCGCACACCAGUCACUUGGACUGUCACAAGUAGCACACCAGCCACUUGGACUGCCAUGAAACGCACACCAGCCACUUGGACUGGCAUGAGUCGCACACCAGCCACUUGGACUGGCAUGAGUCGCACACCAGCCACUUGGACUGGCAUGAGUCGCACACCAGUCACGUGGACUGCCACGAGUAGCACACCAGUCCCUUCGACUGCCAUGAGUCGCACACCAGUCACAUGGACUGCCACGAGUAGUACGCCAGUCACUUCGACUGCCAUGAGUCGCACACCAGUCACGUGGACUGUCACGAGUAGCACACCAGUCACUUCGACUGCCAUGAGUCGCACACCAUUCAUGUGGGCUGCCACGAGUCUCACAUCAGGCAGUGGUACUGCCACGAGUCGCACAUCAGCCACUGGGUCCGCCAUAAGUCUGCGCGGUGGCCAUGUUGUCUUUCACACCAAGAACCGGGGGGCAUUCAAGCCUCGAGGUAAAGUACGGCCAAUCAGCAAGCCAUUUACACACGGCUCAUCGUGAUCACUGGUCAAGCGACGUCCACUGUGAUCACACAGCAAUACUUGUUGAAGGACAGUGACCAAAAAGAAGUGUGAGGACCCCCAGGUGUGAGCUUGCAGUUGCCACAGUGGAUGCUGAUGUGGUUGACCGACUGAUAUAAUCUGCAUGAGAAGACUCCACAAGUACACAAAGAAGCACCGUUUGGUCCCAUUUCUAAAGGCUGUUGUCCAUCCGGGCAUUGCAUUAUUUGAAUGUGAUAAUUUCAUCAUGUUGCUGUUUUGCCAUAAACCAUUCUCAUAAGUGGUUAGUGUUCUUUAUUGCUCUAAUUUCAGCCCUACAGAAGUUACUGAAAUAUUAAAAGGCCAGUAAACAACUCCGAGGUCCAAAAAUUGUAAUGAAGAGAAAUAUGUGUACUUUUGCUAUGUGAACAUGCUGCUGCAAGAAUUUUGCAAGUACGUGCUAUAAUAAGGAAAUUACAGGGGUUAGAACAUCCAUUUCAGCUGGUUUCAAAUUUUCAUGCUGCCUUGCCACCCUUUUUUGCCAUAGGGAGGGGAAGGCGUAGCCCGUUGUGACUACGCCCACUUCAGCAAUGUGACACGACGUCAGCAAUUGACGUCAUCAGCGAGCUCGAUCAGUUGCAAUGCACUUCCGCUUGCUGCGGCUCCCGGUUGUUUAUUAGGAGCGAAGCUCCUCAGGCCCGCACUCCUCCGCGCCGUUGAAGCUCCCUUCUCUUAAACAUCACUUUAGGUUGCAGCGGCCGGUGAUUUAAGAGGAAAUGUUUAGGCUUUGAGUUGUUUGGUUCUAGCGCACCAGAAAUUCGAGGUUAAAAGAAAUAAGCUCUGUGCACAACUGGUUAUAAUGGUCUUCUUCACUUUCACCACGUUUAUUGUGGAUUGUGAAAUGACAACCAUCAUUCUAGUGCACGACGGGCACUUUGUCGAAAGUAGUAGCAGACAGUCUCCCCACUCUGCACCAGCGUAAAAAGACAAUGAAACGCUGCGUUGCGGCGUUCCGUCGUUGCGGUCGAAGGUCCCCGCCGCAUCACCGCUCGCACCCCUCUCCCACCUGUCUCCCUCUCCCUGCACUGCGUGCGCCGCACACUCACUCGCUUGUUUUCGCCACCGAGUGCAGCAGAUGCUCUCCCCACCCUCUCCUCACCCUACCGCCUUCAUGAAAGCCAGCAGCGAGAUCAGGCGCAUAGUCGUUUGCAUUUUAUUUCUAAGGAGCUUCGCUCAUCGGUUGUAUUCGUACGCGGAACAACUGCUAGUUUUUGUUUACGUUUUCGCACAUUUUACAUAAAUUGACGGGCAGUUUUUGGCCCUUCAGUAUUUUCAAACCUUUGUGACAGUUCACAAUGCAGCAGAAAUGCGUGCUUGCUUUCCAAGACGUUGAAGGGGCGCGAGAGAAAAGCCUGGAGAACCCCGCUUGCCGUGCGUGCAAUGGGAAAACUAAACUGUAGGGAAAACCAAGCAAGCACGUCCCGUCCAAGCUACCGGAGGUUCCCCUCUUUCCGCUCGAUUUACAGCCGACAACUGAACAACGCUUCGUCUCAUGUUGAAGGCGGAGUGCGUGCAGUGUGAGGAAUAUAUGCGCGACAACUGCGUGGCCGAAACCGCAUCACCGCAGGGCCAAAAAACAAGGCACAGUUUCGUAGUCGUGGGU
Messenger RNA from Rhipicephalus sanguineus (brown dog tick), 4330 nucleotides. RefSeq lists its product as uncharacterized. The record is from RefSeq and is a predicted model, not a curated record. Lineage: Eukaryota; Metazoa; Arthropoda; Arachnida; Ixodida; Ixodidae. Gene Ontology annotation, cellular component: transcription elongation factor complex.